CCGGGAAGUGGCGCUAUCCGCGGAGCGUCAGCCGCGGGCGGGUGGCGCUGCCGGGACCCUGCGGGUUCGUGAGCGGGCAGGGCGUGGGGGAGGGGGAGGGAGCAGACCCCCUGCACACGUGUCCCAUGCAGCCAGCGGAGAAAGUCUCGUACAAGGUCACCUGUUCCGACGCGGCGUCCCAGCAGCCCAGGGCCGCCAGCCCAGACCCAGACCCGGCUUUCCCGCUCGCCUGCCCACUCCCGACCCUCCAUCCCUGCGCCCACGCUAAGCCCGAUGAUGAGUGGGACCAGAGUGCCAUUGGGAGCUACUACGAGUUGUUCGCGGCCGCACUGGGCAACCUGGAAUGGUUGCGCUUCUGUCUGAGUCGGGACCGUGACAAAAUUCCGGCAGAUGACAAGGGCUUCACUGCCAUCCACUUUGCAGCCCAGAGUGGCAAGCUGCCGUGCCUGCAGCUCUUGGUAGAGGAGUACCAGUUUCCCGUGGACCUGCCCACCAGCAGUGGCCAGACACCCCUGCACCUGGUCAUCCACGGGGACAACAAGACCAUGACCCUCCCCUGCAUUCACUAUCUACUUAAGCGAGGGGCGGCCCUCAACACUCAGACAUGCAAUGGCUCCACACCCCUCCACCUGGCAGCCUGCAAGGGCUUGCUGAGCUGCGUGAAGGUGCUGGUGCAAAAUGGUGCCAAUGUCCAUGCCCGAGACGCCGUGGGCUGCAAGCCCAUCGACUACUGCAAAAUAUGGAACCACCGUGACUGUGCCCGGUUCUUGAAGGAUGCCAUGUGGAAACGGGACAAGAAGGACUUUGCUCGUGAGAUGGGGAAACUGAAGAGGCUCAAGGACCAGCUGGUCUUCAUGGAACAGGACUACCUGACUGAGUAUCAAAAAGAGCACCAAAUUCUGAGAGAAGCUGAUUUCAAGAAGUGGCUCCAUUGCAAGAAGCUGCUCUGGGGCCAAUCCACGAUCUGCAAGGCCAAGCAAGCGCCUUGUGCCGCACCCCAGGCGAUCCCCAUCUCCAAGACCCCCAAGCACCAGAGGCCUUGGAAGAGCUUCUACCCCUCCCCAGAGGCACGCCUGAGGCAGACAUCAGGGCCCAAGCUGCAGCCCUUGGGGACACCCACACCCAUCUACACCCACCCCGUGGUCAGACGGCCCAAGUUGUGGAAUGUUAGCAAUAACCCUGCCAGAUCGCCCACCACCCAGAUCGGCUACCCACAGGGCAUCCGCCUGGGUGUGCAUCCAGACCCCAGGCCAGAGCAAGACUUCUGCAGCUUCCUCGAGGUGAGGUCUGACAGGCACGGCGGUGCGCAGCUGUGCACGGUGGCCGGCCACCCGGUGGCGCCUGUGCCCCAGCUGCCUUUCGAGGUGGUAGUCCGAGAGCUGCACCCUUCAGUGUGGCCACCCAGGAUGAAAGUGCCCCAGGGCUUCUGCCCUGUCAGCAUGAGGAAUGUGCCCCAGAAGCGGCACUUGGGUGAUGACAACUUCUGGACCGACACUCUGGCCAUGAACCUCCGUGAGACAUUUGAUGAAGCCUUCCUGGCAGCUGUGCGAGCCCAUCAAGGGCUCCCCACUCUGCCCUCCCCCACAAGCCCCCCAUAA
Molecule: messenger RNA, 1598 nt
Organism: Ailuropoda melanoleuca (giant panda)
Lineage: Eukaryota; Metazoa; Chordata; Mammalia; Carnivora; Ursidae
Gene: ANKRD53
Product: ankyrin repeat domain 53
Exons: 6
Coding region: 126-1598 (490 amino acids)
Biological process (GO): mitotic metaphase chromosome alignment; regulation of mitotic spindle organization; positive regulation of microtubule polymerization
Cellular component (GO): spindle pole
Molecular function (GO): protein binding
Source: RefSeq, a predicted model, not a curated record